Messenger RNA from Pecten maximus, 4178 nucleotides. RefSeq lists its product as uncharacterized. Bases 387 to 2927 code for a protein of 846 amino acids. The record is from RefSeq and is a predicted model, not a curated record. NCBI's taxonomy places the organism in Eukaryota, Metazoa, Mollusca, Bivalvia, Pectinida, Pectinidae. The transcript is spliced from 18 exons.
UAGUUGGCCGUGUUCUCAGACCACGAAACUAUUUUGUUUUAUUCUAGGUGAACCUGCUGAAGCAUACAUUGGAGAGAAAUCGCAAAAAUGUAAGGGAAAAACAUUCAGACAGAAUUUUAUCGUCCUAUAUCAUACAGAGGGAUAUCUGGGAUGGAACCAGGCAUGUGACAUUUGAAUUGUCACUUAGCCAACAGUAAAAUGACGUGUUUCAAAAUUCCGAUUCUAACCGAUGAUAUGGGAUUUUAAAGUAAUUCCUGGAAUUUCUUUAUGGAUAAAGGAACAUAUUCCACCUGGAUGUAUUGAGUUUGUACAUAAAAAAAAUAAUCAUGUGCUUUUAUAAAUCAGAAUAAUAUCAUCAUAAAGGACUUUUUUAAUACUUUUUCACAAUGGCACAAAUUCUAGCGGAGUCGCCAAUUGGACGCGGAAGGUUCUUACAACCUCUUCCUGCACUUCGGGAGCAAUCGAAACUCUCGGAUGUUCCGUCGUUGAAAAAGAUACAUCAAAGAAAGAAGUCGAGAAGAUCUUCCAUGAUUAACAUACUCCGACAGGAUUUAAAAGAGAUAGACUCCCUACCGGCUGUUCGGAAGUAUCGAUAUUCAUUAGACAGUGCAAUGGACGAUGCGCAAUCAGAAGUCUUCUCGACAUUAAGUACAAGUCGUGUCCAUCGUAGACGAAGCUCUUUCCUCGAUAAAGCUGCUCGCCGUCGUUCAUCUACCUUAUCGGACAGUUCGGGGACUGAUAUUCAAGUGACAGAGUAUGAAAUGAAGAAGAUAGCAAUGCUCCAGUCCCUGAAUUCAAUGGGCACGAAACUUCCAAACCGGAACCGGAACCGCCAGAUGUCCACCACUAAUGAAGUGGCGAUGUACGAGGAACUUGCCUUAAAGAAGAAGACAAGUCUAACGAACAGGAUGCUAGGGUUUUCAACAAAUAGAAGUACAAGACCGCGACGCCGAAGUCAUUCGAACGAACGGACUUCGCAAUCUACACCUGUGAAGACACCAGAACCGACACAGGAAAACAAGGAAAAAAUGAAACAAAUUGUCGACGUAAUGAGAAAAAAGUCUAACUCCUCACCAGUCACGGCUUCCGGUCCGACAAAACGUCCAUCUUUAACAGGGUCGGAUCCUGGAAGCGAGAUUUUUAAUAAUUUCCGUCGAAAACUGAUUCGGAAAAGGAAGGGAAGGCCAUUCCAGAGGUUUCGACGUCUAGCCAAAUUUUUGGUCGUGUUACUGAGAGCCUGGAGAAUUCACUCCCAGUCCGUGGGUGAAAUCCUGGGACAUUUUGACACUUUGGAUGCCAUGACAAAUUCAGCGGGGGCUUCCAAUCUACUUUUUGACAUUACCGACUACAAAGCUUCAAAACAGGCUAGCGUGUCUAAUGAAACAAGAAGGAUACUUGAAAAACGACCCAAAGAAAGGACAGAAGAGGAGAUUCACUACUUACAGACGGCGCUGAGGAACUACAAAUCUAUAGCAGAGUACCCUGUCAGGAUGCAAAAACUCAUCGCUCAGAGAGCCUGGCUGGAAUCAUACAGCGCUAAACGAGUGAUAGUAAGAGAGGGACACAUAGCUCGUGGCUUUUACUUCAUUCUGACAGGAGCAGCUGUCGUCUCAAUGAUGGACACUAAAACCAAACAGGCAAAGACCGUACUUUUUCUGAACCGAGGAGACAGCUUCGGGGAGCAGGCGAUAAUGACACAGUCCUUACGUCAAACUACGGUCAUAUCACGUGAACAGAUAGAACUGCUUGUCAUGGGUGACACGGAUUUUGUGGAUAUCUUCAUGUCUGGCGGCCUAAGAGAUCCUAACGAUCCCUUCCUUAGAUCUAUCCCAUUUCUGGAAGAUUGGCCGAUGGAAAAACUAGCAGAACACCCGAAGAAAGCAAUACUUAGUUAUUUUAAGAGAGGGACCAUCCUUGUACCUGACAGUAAACAUAGCGAGUGGUUGUUUGUGGUCAAGUCGGGAAGCUGCAGCAUAUUCAAGAAGUUGGAACACGUGGAUGCAAAAAAGUUCAAAAGGCCUACUCGACCGUUGGAGUAUAGAGAUAAAUUGGUGGAGGCGGCAAAGAAUGAUAAAGUCAUAUCACAUGAAGAUCAGAUAACUCUGCUACGGGAAGACGAAAUCAAACGACUCGAGCAGAAAAAUCUCUACUUCCGCUUUUAUGCACUUCCGGAAAUAAACAUUGCUACCAAUGCUGCCUAUCAAGAACUGAGGAAAUUACACUUUGAGCAUAUAAACCAGAACAGCAUCACGCGAGCGAUAGGGAACUUAGGAGCAAUGUCUAUGCACGGUGGGGACACCGAGUCCGUUGUGACUGAGGCUGAAUCUAAGUAUAGAGAACAUGCUCAGGAGGAGGUCAAAAAUUUCCGGAAAAAAUCCAUCGCUAACCUGCACAAUUUAGUCGCAAAGGGCCCUUACCUAAAGCCUAAACAACUAAUUUCCGAGGACGGUAACCGCCCUUCGUCUACAACCACAUAUGCAGACGAUUUUGAGACCGAGCUGGAGUGGAGGAGGAAACAAGUGACCAUCCGUUCGGAUACACCGGAGAGUAUGCCCCCGGCGCCACAAGAAGACCCGCCGACGUUUAUUGAAGUUCGAGUCCUUCAGAAAGGAAUGUCAUUUGGAAUAGAAGAACUAGUUUUUGACAACCAGCCUGGAUUCAGCCUCGUCAGCAAUGGCGUGGAGGUUAUGAUGAUUAAUAAGAAAUUCUACCAGGAAUACCUCAAUAAUGAUAUGCUCGUCAGAUUAAUGGGAAAGACAUAUCCUUACCCUUCCGAUUACGACCUGAAAAAGAACCUGGAACUUCAGUUGUCUUGGGACUAUCAUCGAAAGGCGGAGGUGAAUAAUACCCUCAGAGAAAUCCAACUGAAGAAGGCCACGCCAGGGGAUGCAAGAGCAAUCUUAAAAAUCCCCGCAGAAAUCAAAUGAUCAGGAAAAGUGUAAUAAACGUUUGAUUAAUUACAACGAUAUCCUGACAUUGAUAAAUUUGAAAUGCAAAUUAAGGUUCAUCAUUGUAUUAACAUUGUACAUGUAUCCUAAACCACCUAUCAGAGGAUGACCAAUAUUGUACAUGUAUCCUAAACCACCUAUCAGAGGAUGACCAAUAUUGUACAUGUAUCAUAAACCACCUAUCAGAGGAUGACCAAUAUUGUACAUGUAUCAUAAACCACCUAUCAGAGGAUGACCAAUAUUGUACAUGUAUCCUAAACCACCUAUCAGAGGAUGACCAAUAUUGUACAUGUAUCAUAAACCACCUAUCAGAGGAUGACCAAUAUUGUACAUGUAUCCUAAACCACCUAUCAGAGGAUGACCAAUAUUGUACAUGUAUCCUAAACCACCUAUCAGAGGAUGACCAAUAUUGUACAUGUAUCAUAAACCACCUAUCAGAGGAUGACCAAUAUUGUACAUGUAUCCUAAACCACCUAUCAGAGGAUGACCAACAUUGUACAUGUAUCAUAAACCACCUAUCAGAGGAUGACCAACAUUGUACAUGUAUCAUAAACCACCUAUCAGAGGAUGACCAACAUUGUACAUGUAUCAUAAACCACCUAUCAGAGGAUGACCAAUAUUCACUGACAAGCACAUCAGGACAUAUUAUAUGUAAGAUAUUAGACUAUUCAAUAGGAAUUUUAAUGUGGAUAUGUUAUCUAUUUGUUCCCUCACAUAAAAAGGGAGGGGAUAUUGCUGUGAUAUAGGUGUCAGAUGUGCUAUAAGACUAAAACCCCUAUACUUUCAAUGAUAGGACAAUGGCAGAUAUUUCAAGGUGACCAUUGAGUCCGUGAUGAAAGGAGAAAAAACACCAUAUAUUCGCUGACAGAUAAUUCACCUUUUCAAUAUUUGGUGAUAAGGGCAUUGUUUGAUUUGAUAAGCUGAGCAAAUAUUCAGUGUUAAGGACAGCAAUGUGAUUUUCUAGCGUGCUGUCUCAUAAGUGAUUGACUGAAAGAGAAGAAACAAUAAUUUUUGAAAUGGCCAUUUAUUUACGUAUGACAGCCAGUUGUAACUCACUUAAAGGAAGCCACUCGCACAUUCUAUAGAUGAUGCUGCUGCUGCCGAUGUAUAUAUGUUAACGAUUAUUCUGUGAAUAUGUUUACAUAUAUAUCUUUAUGCCCGUCUUCCUGCCUGCUUGAGUUUGUUUUCCAUUUUUACAGUGAUUGUUAAAUAAAUAUUUUACUACAUACA